AUGAAUCCACAACCUGGACCUCGGGAGAAGCCGAAUCAUUCCCAGAUGACCAAAACCAAACCUGCGGUACACCCGAAAACUCCAGACAGAACCGUAUCCAGUCCAGGUCAUGCUCUGCAGCUGGUUGCUCCAUUAUCUCACCGGGCCAGAAUAGGAGAAGAUGUGAACAUUCCCUGCUCAUUCACAGUCAAUAACACUCCCAUCAAUCAGAAAUUUCUUGCCAUAUCCUGGUUCUUUCAAGGGAAGGAAAUUCUAAGUGUUCAGAAUGCUAAAGUGAGAUCAAGAGAUCCCCGUGUGUCAUAUACAGGCCGGAGAGAACAUGGAACCGCCAAUCUGUCUAUAUCAGACAUAGCUGUAAUGGACGGAGGGAUCUAUAAAUGCUCCAUACUGUACACCCCGAAGAAGGAGGAGAAGGAGAUCAGACUUGAUAUACAAGCAACUCCACAGAUCAACAUCACAGACAGAGUUGUUGUAACAAAUAAAAAGAGUUCCCUACACGGUGUCAUCUCUGGAUUCUACCCGGUGGACAUUGACAUUAAAUGGCUCCAGGAUGGAGAGAUGCUGGACAAUGUUAUCAUGGAGAUACCUCAGAGAGACCCGGAUGGAACGUACAGUGUGAGGAGCUCAGUAACAAUAACACCCACUGAGGAGGACAGAGAGCGGAUCUUAUCCUGUAGAGUCCAACAUGAGUCUCUUACUGCCCCUCUCCAGGAGGACUUCCGGCUGGUGUAUGGAGAAAUCCCAUCCGUUCACAUCACUUCUCAAGCAUUUAAGUUGAAUGUGGAGCAGAGUUUGGUGUGCAGUGUAUCUAAGUUCUACCCAGAAUCCCUCACAGUGAACUGGUUUUUAAAUGACACCCUGUUGGAGAAUGCCAAGACCCGGAGGAUCAGCAGCUCAGCUGUGGCAUCUGUCUACCAAUUCAUCGCAAAAGAGCAGAGCUGGGGCAUGGAGCUGAGAUGUGUGGUGGAACAUGGAACCCUCACCACCCCACAUGUGGAGAGACUGCUGGUACAAGAAACAGGCUCUGUCAUUAUAAUGGAUCAGAACCAAGAUGGAACCUUUAAUGCCACCAGCACUUGUGAAAGCCUCAGAGGGGUGAUCCAGGAAAACGAGCCGUAUACUGUGCAGGCUGUGGUGGAACACGACAAACUGAAACACCCAUCAGUUAGAGAAUGGAGAAGCGAUGACAAAGAUAAUAAAGCCGCACGCUGUGAUGACCCCGACACCUAA
Nanorana parkeri is the source of this 1230-nucleotide messenger RNA. RefSeq names its product signal-regulatory protein beta-1-like. The transcript has 6 exons. Lineage: Eukaryota; Metazoa; Chordata; Amphibia; Anura; Dicroglossidae. Bases 1 to 1230 code for a protein of 409 amino acids. The record is from RefSeq and is a predicted model, not a curated record.